Anopheles cruzii is the source of this 1793-nucleotide messenger RNA. RefSeq names its product UDP-glucosyltransferase 2-like. The transcript has 3 exons. The record is from RefSeq and is a predicted model, not a curated record. Bases 1 to 1587 code for a protein of 528 amino acids. Lineage: Eukaryota; Metazoa; Arthropoda; Insecta; Diptera; Culicidae. Gene Ontology annotation, molecular function: UDP-glycosyltransferase activity.
AUGGGUGGUAAUCAGACGAACGUGGUGGUUGUGUUUUGUGUGGCAGCCACUCUGCUGCUGAGCGGGACUGGGCCAGCCGAAGGUGCAAACAUCCUCUGUCUGUUUGCGGUUCCCAGCCCGAGCCAUCACAUCUGGAACCGGGUCCUGGUGGAUGCGCUGGCCGCGAACGGCCACAACCUAACCGUCGUCUCGCCGGACAUCGAGAAGAUCGCGAAACCGAACAUCACCUACAUUCAUCUGGAGGCGACGUACGAUGCGAUCCACAAGGGGGCAACCGCCAUCGAUUUCUACGAAAUGGCUCAGGCGGGCGUGGUGGAGAGUAUGCGAAUUUUCUACGACUACGCCAUCUCGAUGUGCACCGGAAUUCUGCGCUCCGCGGGCUACGGCACGAUUUCAAACUACCCGCCGGACUACCGGUUCGAUUUGGUCCUGUACGACUACACGUGCGGCCCGUGCCUGAUGGCGCUCUACCAGCGGUUCGGUCAGCCACCGCUCGUUGGUGUGACGGCCUUCAACAAUCCGCCCUACUCGACCGAUCUGAUCGGUGGCCACAAAUACUACGCAUACAUUCCGUACUACACCCUGGACUACGAUAGUCGCAUGAACUUUUUCGAGCGCUUCUUCAACGCGGCCAUCCAUUGGAUGGAUCACUUCUACCGCAACCACGUGUUCCUACCCGAAACCGAUCGGAUGGUGCGGGGCCACGAGCAAGACCCGAACCUACCGUACCUCGGAACGUUGGAUCAGAAAAUGAUGCUGAUGCUGGUCAACUCUCACCACGCGGUCGACUUUCCCGAGCCGGUGCCCCAGAACAUGGUGCAAGUCGGUGGCCUUCAGAUAAUCCCCCCGAAACCGCUUCCGGCCGAUCUCGAUCGGUUCAUUCGGGCUGGCAAAAAGGGAGCGGUCCUGUUUUCACUCGGCACCAACGUUCUCAGCAAGGAUCUCGGUGAUGAGCGGAUCAGGUCGUUCCUGGAGGCGUUCCGUCAGAUGCCGGCGUACAACUUUUUGUGGAAGUUCGAAACCGACCUUCCGUUCGAUCUACCGGCGAACGUGAUGAUCAAAAAGUUUCUCCCGCAAAACGACAUCCUGGCGCACGGAAGCGUGAAGGGCUUCAUGACUCACGGUGGAUUGCUGAGCACGCACGAGGGCACCUGGCAUGGGGUUCCGAUGAUUGGCAUUCCUGUGAUCGCCGAUCAAUACCGGAACCUAGCCAAAUCCGUCCGGGCUGGGGUGGCCGAAAAGCUGGACCUGUGGGAUCUCACCACCGAGAAGAUACGCAACACGGUGCUGAAAGUGCUGGAAACUCCCAGCUAUCGGCGCGCCGUUAAGGAGCGCUCGGGGCUCUUCUGCGAUCAGGCAGAAACACCGCUGGAACGGGCUGUGUGGUGGAUCGAGUGGGCUCUACGGCACCCGAAUGCGAAAACCAUCCAAUCGCCCACCCUUCAGCUGGGAUCGUGGCGUAGUGAGCUGUCCGACGUGAAGCUGUCGAUCGUGCUUGCCAUUUUGUGCAUCGUGUGGGCGCUCAAGAAAUUGGUCAGUGGUCUGUGCACGAACUCAGCGAAAUCAAGCAAACGAAAGGUGCAUUAAUGGCCACUAACUUUUGUGGUUUUUGUGAAAGUUAUGCAAGGUAACGUCAAUACACUCUCGAUAACCUUCACGCGGUUAGCAAUGAACGUGUUCAUGGUGUUUCGUUUUUGUUUUCUGCCCGUCGUUUGUACAUCUCCGCUAAUGGUCUCUCGCUGUGGGCACGAUCGUUUCAUCGAGAACCGCGAAAUGAGGAAUCAUUUGCAUCG